Molecule: messenger RNA, 4913 nt
Organism: Neopsephotus bourkii (Bourke's parrot)
Lineage: Eukaryota; Metazoa; Chordata; Aves; Psittaciformes; Psittacidae
Product: mucin-5AC-like
Exons: 6
Coding region: 60-1106 (348 amino acids)
Source: RefSeq, a predicted model, not a curated record
CCGCCCCGCCUCGGCACCGCCCCGGUGCCGCCGGCGGAGCCAGCGCGGAUCGGCCCAGCAUGGAGGGGACGCGGCGCGCCCUGCUCCGCCUCGCCGCUGCUUGCUGCCUGCUCUGCGCCCUGCCAGGAGAGGGUCAGAAGACAGCAGAGGUGACACCACCUUUUCUUAGCACAGCGCCAACCUCGCAUCAGCCAAGGGAAGCCUCUGCCUUCACUGCAGUGACUGCUGCCAUUCCCGAGACAAGCCUGGAGAAAAACUUGACUGCUGCCACACUCAAUGCCACUGGAACCCACGCUACAGAGAUGGAGGACGCCUCCAUCCCUACCACCCCCAUGGUGGGCACCCAGGCAGAGACACUGCAGGCUUCCACCACUGCCAGCACCGAGGACAUCACCAUUACACAGCAUGAGCACCACAACAUGAUCUUGUCAGUCAACAGCAGCACUGAAAUCCUCUCCCCUAUCCCAACUGCCAGCACUCCGGAAGAAAACCAGCCCCACCACGAGGUCCCUGAGCCUUUCAACACAACUGAAGAAAUGGAGGAGGCCAGUAGCACAACCCCCACGCCUCCCCUGAGCAGUGUGACAGCAAUAAGUAACAGCUCUCAGCCUUUUGGUGGGCAGACCGUGGGACCCACAGCAGCAAGGUCCGAAACCAGCCCAGGAAUGAGCCCUGUGGGUGCCACAGAGGAGAACACCACAGAGCCCAGAACCUCCUCUGCUCCCAUCUCAACCACAGGGAGCAUGUCCUCUGCUACUGCCUCCAGUACUGUGACAGUGAGACCCCUUGUGACCAGCUCCACGUACGCUAGCGCAGCUGCCAUCCCCACCAGCACACCUACACUGGAGCAGGCAUUAGAGCCCAUGCAUGAGAAAGCUUCUGUAUUGGAUGUUGGUGAUGAUGAAAAUCCAGAGCUACCCAGUUCCCCUUUGGCUGAUACAACAAAGACUGAUCCCUUGGUGAUCACCGUGAUCUCUGUCUUCAUUGUCAUGGUGGGCAUCCUAGGCCUAGUGGGCUUCCUGAGAUACCGCCAGCACAACAGCCGCAUGGAGUUCCGGCGCCUGCAGGACCUGCCCAUGGUCCCUCUCCUUCAAUCCAGGGUUUGAAUCAAGACAGCAAGUCUCAAGGAUGACAUGAUGGAGGACACCCCUCUCUCACUCUACAGCUACUAGGCAACCAGGCUGUCCUCUGCCUGGCCGGCUGAACUUCCCAGAGGAGAAGGCCUUGAGGACUUCUUGAGGUCCCAGAUGAUCUGCUGAGGAAUGAGGGGCUGUGAUUUGCACACAACUGAAAGAUCCUUUUCAGAUGGCUUUUGGUUUUAGACAUUUUCAAUAGUUCAAUGUUGAAGUUUUUACGCUGAGAAACAGAGCCCAAGUCUGGCCCUUUCCUCCAGGUUCUCCUUGAAACCAUGCCCUGAAGAGGUGCCUCCUCCUUUUAGUGUGGUGACCAAUUAGCCAAGACAACCUUUGCCACCAUGUUCCACAUGGAGCUCUUCUGUCCAUCUUGGCGGCUGCUGCUUUCAAAGGAGGUGGGCAAGUGAUCUAUACAAGAGCUCUUAACACUGGUGGUGUCAGCACAGUGCUAGCAAAGGAGACUGCUGUUUUCUGAGGGAGCCAACAAUAUGGAAAGCAGUUGUCUUGGGCUCCUUUUUGUUCUGUAUUUUUAAGGUUGUUUGGUUUGGGUUUUUUUCUUGCACUUUUUUUGUUCCUGUUUCAACUUUAGUCCCAGGAUUGGCACAGCCCAUCCUGAAACACCUAUCAGGAGGAUGACAAACUGCUCUGCUUCCUUCCUACAUGCAUACCUUUUCUCUUUAACCAGGGAAAACAGUUUUGUGGCCACUGGAGAAGUGCCCUUGCUACUUGAUGUUGCUUUGAAGUUGCUGGGAGGAAAAUGAACAUAAUUUUAGCUUAACAGGGCCUGAUAGGAGUCAGUCUGUUGCAAUUAGACACACUAAUUUGGUCUCACCCAAAUUAGGAAACCAUGUCUCCCAUACUUGAUGCCUUCAGCAUAUGUGUAAACUCUUUGCCCAGGCUCAGUGAAUGCUUUAGUAUAUUUCUCUGCCUGGAUUGACACUUGCCUUUCCUCAGGUACCUCCCAUUUUGCUGCUAGCAUCUGGUUGCUGAAAGUUGUUGUACAAAACUAGUACUGCACUCUGCCUCCUCUGCUAUGCAAGGUCAAAGCUCCUUUACCUUCUAAUGUUGGUCUUUGUGCCAGUUGGCAUCUCAUCAUGAGGACAGAUCUUGAUGUAGGUGCCUUCCUCCCCUUCCCUUUCUAGGUGUUAGGCUGAUUAGAUUCUGCACUUUUGCCUCAAAGUAUCACUGCUGUAGACUGCAUCCAAGGCUCCCGAGUUCCCUCAAGGAAUGGACCAGAGUCUCUGAGUGUAAGUCUGAGGAUCUUUUGGUGCCCUUGCCUCAGAAAGACUGUAGUGUGCACGACAUGGAAUUGUUCAUGUAAUUAACACUUGCUCCUAUUUUCUAACUCACAUUUGACUGCAGGUAAAGAGAAACACGUACCUUCUCUAGAGUGUCUGAUUUGUGACUAAGCCAGUUGCUCCCUCAGGAUACAGAAAGGGCUAGACAGAGAUUGUCUACCACAUUGCUCUUAUAAGCUUCAGUCUAUCCUCUCAGUAGCAACACUCACUGACCCCACAAAGGACAGAUACCAGCCCUCACUAGCAAAACUACCCUUUUUUCCAGUGUUGUCAUUACUUGUCUUAGCAGGGAAAGGGGAAUUUUCCAGUCAGCAGGUCUUAAAUUAUCUGCAAAGCCCAAAGACGGAGCAGAACUGGUCUGGGUCAAAUAGAUGAACUGGGUAAGGCAGUUGCUCCUCCUUCCUGUGUUACUACUGCCUGAAGUGGCUGACAAAUGGCUGCAGUGGUUUGGGUUCUCCUGUUGGCUUUGGCCUUGCAUCUGUUUAUUGUAAGGAUGCCCAGUAAAAUAGGGAAGAGGGUUGGUUCUCUCCUACUAUUACUGCUUAAAAACUAAAGGGCAAUUGUCACAACUCCAAAGUUUUUGUAUCAAGCAUUGUCUGCGCAGAGCAAUCUCCCUAGCUACAGACAUGUUUCCCCUGCUGGAGGGCAGGGUGCUACUGGUUUUUGGCACAAAGAGAGGCAAGUUACUGGUGGAAAAUAGAACUCCAUCCUGGCUGGAACUGGUGCAGGUUGGCAGAGCUGGAAAGUGUCUCUGCACACAACGGAAAGGGCAGGGGCUGGUUGUUCUGGUUUCCCAUGCAUCACUGUCCAGGGGAAAGGGGUGAGGAAGAAAACUCACCCAACACCAAAGUGCAACUUUCUUUGUAAAAUAUGUUAAUAGUGGAUUUUUUUUUUCUGCAAUAAAGUUACAAUGCCAAAGGUGUCCUGGUCCUCAUAUUUUCAUUGCAAACAUCUAACUGAAAAGUGUUUGUAGAUCACAAUGAAUCCUGUGAUAGAUAAACAGCAGUAGUUUGGGGUAGGAAGACUCACAGACCUGAUACUGAUGAAAAUGCCAGACAGCUACAAAUCAGAGCUCUAAGGGUUCAGAAGGACACCACCCCUUGCUUGUGUUGCUUCUUGUCAGGGUCACUGCCUGUUUGGGUUGAAUGAGAUUAAUUUCUAUGUGGUCAAAUCAGUUUAAUUCUCUUUCAGAGAGCCACACUAGACCAAAUAAUCUAACAUAGACCUUUAGACUCUGUUCCUUUGCCUCUGAUUGAGGAUACCCUUAUUCUCAUCUGUUGUCAACUGUAACCCCAAACUCUAUUUACAGAAAUAUCCUGAAAGCCAGCCUAAUCCAAACCUUAGUAGCAUCAUCUGUCAUGCUUCUUUCUAUAGUACAGAAAACAAAGCAAAUUGAAAGGCACACGUGUUUUUGUGUAACUUCAUAGCUGUUUUGAACUCUUCUCUUUGGAGCUCGGACCGACACAAAGGUAAGCAUUUGUGGUUUGUUUCAAAAGCCCAGCUCUUGCUACAGAGCUGAUAAGAGUCUCUUCUGAGCUGUUACAAUACCUCAGCAAAAUCACCCAGCUUGUCAUAGACUGUGUUCUGAGAUUUUCUACUGCAAAAGCAAAGUACAGCGAGUGAAACUACUCUAUAAAAGCAAAUCUCUGGAAGAUCUAGAGCAAGGGGAGAGCAAACAAAGACUUCACAGCCUAGCGAAGUCCUUACUCUGAAUAAUCUGAAGACUUGCAAGUGAACUCUAAACCCUGUGGAAAUUUCAGUCCUGUCCCAACAUAGAACCAUACAAAACGAAAGAGCUAAGUAACAGAACAAACAUGCUACAACUAAGCCAGUCUCUUCUCAGGCCUGAAGUCAUCAUUCUAGUGGUUGAUGUCGGAGUUUCCUCUGUUCUGCUUUUUUACCACUAACCCCACUCAGAGCUGAUUCAUUCUUUGCAGAACAAACUGCUAAGAGGUAGCACAAGGCAGAUCUGCAUUAGCCAGAGAGGCAGCAGCAGGACAGGCUCGUGCAGGCAGCCAGUCUUGGGAGGCACAAAGCUGACUGCCUUUGCCCAGCCAAGUUCUGACUUCCCGGCCAGGUGAAGCAGUCUCUGAGUGGCCAGGUUUGGAGAGGGACCAUGGGCAGUUGUGUGGGCUUCAUCCAUAUGAGCAGCAAAGCAGACUGACAGAACCAGAAAACAACUGCUGCCAGUUUCUGCAUGACUCCUUGAACACAACUCUUGCUGUUGGUGAGGUUUAGUUUAAUGCCCCUUAGGCUAAGGCACAGUUAUGCUAUUAAUUAACAAGGGGAUGAGAAUCAAUCUAAUCACAUUUAAAGCUAAAUAGGAAGGAAAGAAACCCAGAUAAAAGUAGAGUUUGUGACCCACCUGUCUUCUCUGCCCUCCCCUCCUCUCUGCAGACUCAUGUUUUGAAGGGUAGGGGAUCUAAGAAGAUGAAACAUGACAGUGCUAGAGCUGCUGUGCCAAGGGCAGGGCUACCUGUGC